Molecule: messenger RNA, 1924 nt
Organism: Ectocarpus sp. CCAP 1310/34
Lineage: Eukaryota; Phaeophyceae; Ectocarpales; Ectocarpaceae
Source: the annotation of a GenBank genome assembly
AUGACGAACAUGACGAAGCACUUCGAGCAGCGCAAGGUGGUUCACGAACAGGUCUUGAACAUGGUCCGCAGCAAGCUCGACGAGUCCCCCUUCAAGGAUGGCGAAACGGGCGGGCCGUACUCUGCUCGCGACAUCGGUCGCCUGAAGGCGCUUGACGAUGCGGUGCGGGGCAUCGACGCAGGCGAGAGGGAGUGGGCCACCGUGCUCACGAAGAACAUCGCCAACCUCCGCAGGCUGAGGUCCAGCCCAUGGCACGAGGUGUCGUUGCUCUUGAAACUGGUUGUAGUUGAUGUGGGCGGCGACGACGGCGACGACAUAGAGGGCGGUGACAACGUCAACACCUUCGACGGAUCGGUGCUGGGCGCUCGUCUAGGCCUGGACGUUGCCGACCAGCUCGAGGAGAUGGGGAUCUACGACGCCAGCUCCAUGAGCCUUGAGGAUACGCGCGAGCUGAUCGAACUGGCCACGGAACAGCUGGAGAGCGAGGAAAAGGAGGCGGCGGCGAAGGUCGGCGGGGCAGGCGCGAAGGAGGAACCCGACGUUGGCUACACGUCACGCGCUCUUCCCGCCGUCGCCGCCGUGGUAUCCAAGGUCGCCCCUGCCGUCUUGAAGGGCGCGCCAAAGCUCGCGAGCCUCAGCAAGCUUACCAAGCUGGGCGGAAAGAGUGGGAUCAAGAACAUGGGCAACAAACUGAACGCAAUGGUUUCCAACGGAGGUGGAGGUGGUGGCGGCGGCGGCGGCGGCGGCGUCUCCGGAGCCCUGGACAACGCCAGCGGCGUCAUCGACUCGGGAAACAAAGUUCUCUCCGGGCUCGUGACUGGGAUCGAGACGGUCGGAAAGAUCAGCAGCCUCCUCACCCCCGACGUCGAGAAAGCAGUUGAGUCCAUCCAGCUCGAGCAAGCCCGCGCACAGGCUAGGAUCGACAGCGCCCGCGAGGACCUCGAGAGAGUUAGCCUCGAGGGAACCAACGAGGAGGCGCUUGAGGAGGUGCGGACGGCCCUCGACAAGGCGAUCGCUGCGGUGUCUCCCACCGACGGGUUCCUGGCCCCGAUCGCCCCUGGCAGCGCCGAGUCACUGCAAGCUGCUCUUCAGGGCCAGAGGCUCACCCUUGGUGAAGACAACUUCGGCACCGGGUCUUACGCCUCAAACGAAGAGCUGGUCGCCAAGGCAUCCGGGGGCGCUGCGUUGUACGGGAUGAAUUUCUUCCCCACGACGGACGACAUUGUGUCGAAGCCCUACACUCCCAUCCUAGCCGCCCCUUCGUACGUGGAAAUGCAUGACACACAAGGGAUGCGUGACAUCCGGUGCCCCAUGAAGUCGUUCCGUAUCCCGAUGGCAAGGAUGGUCCUAUCAGAGGACGCGUUCAAGACAGCCCUGGAGGUGGACAGCAUCCGCGAUGCCAACGAGUUCCUGGACGCAUUCGGAUCCCACGUUUCCAACGGGCGUCAAGAGGUACUACAGGAAGUUAGAAGGUUGUGAGCGGGCCCUCCCGGAUGCCCCGGCAACGUAUGACCCUCAACAGGCAAAGCUUUGUGCUUUUCACUCGUCGAUGCCAACGUACCCGAGGUGUAGUCGGCUUCCCUCUGUAACUAGCCUGAUUCUCACCGCGUACUCAUUUUUGGGCGUUGCAAGCCACCCACGCACAGCAUCGGAAACGGAAAUACUCUUUGCCUGGUAACAUCACUCUACGUAUUGCAAAUAGCGUUAGCUGUCCGUUUCGCAUGGAAAAAAUAUUUGUUUCAACUCAACCGAUACUCUUUUCUUGGUGUGGUGGGUGACGUUUCAGUCUUCUUUGAGAGAAUUGGUCUAAGGAUCUUGUGUGAAAAAAUGUGCCGCAACGUGCCCUGUUCUGGAACGCCGCGUUGAUGGGUGGUGUUGGCACCCCCAUAGAGUUCACCUUCAUGACCCGUGCCCCUGGGGACCU